Messenger RNA from Mycena citricolor, 546 nucleotides. The record is from the annotation of a GenBank genome assembly. Lineage: Eukaryota; Fungi; Basidiomycota; Agaricomycetes; Agaricales; Mycenaceae.
CCCGUGGCUGUGGGGAUCAGCAUCAGAGUAAGUGACACUUUCAUAACUCUGCUCCAGCCUUUUCCUCAUCCGUUUCUCCCUCACAAACAACUCCCACUCAGUUCUUGUAUUUUACUCAUCGCAUGAGCGUUCAGAACUUAAACUCUUUCGAUCCUUUUGCUGAGGAAGCAGAUCCUCUUGGAGACAGCCAGGACGUUGGAUCUCAAGCCGACUAUAUCCAUAUCCGUGUACAACAGCGUAAUGGACGGAAGACUCUCACGACAUUGCAAGGGUUGCCUAAACGUGUAAUACGAUCCCAAGAAACUCCUGAAAGCCUUCAAGAAGGCGAGUUGUCAGAAUUCGCUUGCAAUGGUACUCUGGUCGACGACGAGAAGAUGGGACAAGUUAUCCAACUCCAAGGCGAUCAGCGCUCCAAGAUUUCCACUUUCCUGAUCGAAAAUGGGAUGGACAAGACGACCAUCAAGGUUCACGGUUUCUGAACAUCUCUUGUAGCGUACCUCUUAUUCAGGCCUAACAUGUCCAACAUGUCCAGUCUCUGAAUACUAC